Molecule: messenger RNA, 1898 nt
Organism: Sorex araneus (European shrew)
Lineage: Eukaryota; Metazoa; Chordata; Mammalia; Eulipotyphla; Soricidae
Gene: SPMIP4
Product: chromosome 1 C7orf31 homolog
Exons: 10
Coding region: 120-1898 (592 amino acids)
Cellular component (GO): centrosome
Source: RefSeq, a predicted model, not a curated record
CGGACGGCGGCGGGAUCGCAGGCCCCGCCAGGCCCACCAGCUGGGGGAGGACAAGGGGCGCUGCGGUCAGUGCCGCCGCCGGGCUGAUGUCCCAGAGUGUGCCGUUUUAGCCGAGAAGCAUGGAGGUGAUCCACAGGAGACCGCACUGCUGCAGGGAGCUGGAGGGAGCCGAUGCGUUGUCCAACAGCUUUUACUCGAAUCAAGUGCACACCCCUUACCAAACAACUACUCGCCCAACCGCAUGCCACGACAGGUAUCAGGAGCUAAGGGACUUGCACCAUCGAUGUAAACACCCGUGGGGUAAUGAAAAGGAAUAUGGUAGGCUAAUACCCAUUUCACUCCCUGAAGACCGCAAGUCAAAAUAUAUCCCCCACUAUAUCAAGGGACACCAGCAUUUUGGAUACGGCGGGGACAACUGGCAAAGAAAGCAUCCUCUUGAUCAAUGCUAUUAUGUGACAAAGAACAAAAAGAGUGAUGCCUUUGAAAAUGACUCUUUGUUGCCCAAACCACCUAAUUCAACAGUAGAAGAAAUAAGCUCCCCGUAUCCGAUGGAACACCCCUACCACACCCACAUCUCCCGGGGGGCCAUGUUCCCGACCUUUACGUCUCCUAAGGACCACUACACUGGCCUGAAAGCCCGGAGUCGGCUGCCGUUUCCUCCUACUAUUCCAACCAAGCACUACGACGCCACGAAGAUCAUGAAGACACGAGGUAAUCCUUACAGAUAUGAACAGAUUGAGUAUCCUAUGGAUUCGAAGAAGAGAGCUUUGACGUGGCCAGGUCAGAAUGCCUAUUACGAUCUUCCUAAAUGUGCAAUGAAAAGCAAGCCAGUGUUCUACCCCAAACCUCCUAAAACCUUCGCUCCUAAUUCAACUUUAAAUUCAUGGGACCCAGUUAACUCUGCAAAAGAAGCCAACAUACAAAGGAAUAUUGAGAAGUCUCACUGGAUCUCUUCACACAAUCAUGAUUAUACAGGUCUGGGGCCCAUGAACCCUCUUGAAAUGGAUGAUUACCAGGACAAGACAGCAGCAGAGUUAACUGGACAGACAGGAUUUGACCCAGAACCUCAAGAAAAAUUUCAUUCGGUCAUAAAACCUGCUCGGCCCUUGGAAGGACGAAUUGCCCGACUGAUGCAAAACCGACGUUGCCGUGAUCCAGCCGCUGCCCAUCAAAAACUGCCUCCCUGUCCAGACUGUACCCCUAAAGUUCCAUGCACCUUCCACACCUUUAUACCCCGUUCUGCAGAACUGAUGGCCUUUCAGAACAGCAUACCACUGGGCAUGAUCCAGAAAAACCCGGAUGUUGAAGACAAGCUAAAGGAAGAACGAAACCUGCUCUCUCCCUAUACCCGUCUACCUUCCUACACAGUCAAAGAUGUGAGUAGAACCGGCGGCAUAAAAAAAUUCCCCAAAAUCACUGAUACUAAAAAGAUGGAAGAUUUGUACUGGAGGCAGGCCUUACUCAGACCCCAAGCUGUGUCCUACGGUAACCCUGACCUGAAUUACAUUCCUUACGACCAUUUAAAAUCCUCCUUACGUGACCAGUUUUCUCCGUGUCAAAAUGCUGCUGCUAGCACCAGUAAGUCUAGUAUUUCACAGAAUAAACUAGACUUAGACUCUUUCAACUUGGAGAAGUAUUUAAAUAAGUCAGAAGAUCCACUGAACACGAACAUGGAAAACUGCGAAGAAACAGGAAGUUUUGUGGGUUGGAUUCCGAGGGCAAGAGACUCCAAGCCACAUAGGGACCUGCUGGAGCUUAAGAACUCUUUUUCAAAAUCCAGUGCACAUAAACAGUUCCAUAAAUCUUACCUACAAGAUCACAAGGACCUCAGGGACAAGGACCGUUCUGGCAUGAGACACCAAUUCUACGGGCAUAAUUCUCAUUAUUUCUAUAAUUGA